Messenger RNA from Daldinia loculata, 1710 nucleotides. RefSeq lists its product as uncharacterized. Gene Ontology annotation, biological process: regulation of transcription by RNA polymerase II. NCBI's taxonomy places the organism in Eukaryota, Fungi, Ascomycota, Sordariomycetes, Xylariales, Hypoxylaceae. Gene Ontology annotation, molecular function: DNA-binding transcription activator activity, RNA polymerase II-specific; RNA polymerase II transcription regulatory region sequence-specific DNA binding. Gene Ontology annotation, cellular component: nucleus. Bases 608 to 1459 code for a protein of 283 amino acids. The record is from RefSeq and is a predicted model, not a curated record. The transcript has 2 exons.
AUAUCUUGCUCCUUCCCAAAUCUUCAUCAUUUUUUAACUUGUCAAUAAAUUUAGAAAAUGUGGUGCUGAAUAAUUCCAGACUAUCAAAGAGUUUACGGUCAACGUCAGACCUUUGUAUAACUAGCGGAAGUGUAAGAGUGUACGGAAUACGGUAUACUACAUAUACUGACUAAUACCGAUUAAUAUCGGUUACGAAGAAAGAGGGGCAAGAGGAGGCUUUUUUUUUUAUCUUCCCUAAAACGUCAACCGAGCGUCAGCUGUUAUUUAGUUAUAGGCGGACCCAUCACCCAUCGGUCAAAAUCGGUGGUGACUAGCUGCAAACUUGGCUUUUGUCCGGCCGUCCUUUGACCCACUACCACAAUUUUGAAGUACUUCUUCCGAACGCUACCAACUUUUUACUUUUUACAUUUACACAAGAUAUUCUACCCGCCGUCAUCUUCUCCCGGUUCAAAAAUUUCUGCUGUUUAUUCUAGCAGAUUUAAAACAAUCUUACCCGCCACAUACCACACAGCUUUGAUAUCCCGUAGCGAAGGGCGGUACAAUCGAUUCGACCCUACCGAAUCCCCGAAAGCUCUCGCGAGCUCGCCAAAGAGAGUCACUUGAAAAUAUGCCGCCGAGUUACUCCAGCCGGCGCGGCCAGGCCGUGAACGUGUCACAAUUAUUACAAGACUUGAAUAGAGUCCCGGAGCCUACCGCAGCACCGGAGGAAAACUUACGAAAUCUCGACGAUGAAUUGGCCAUGUUCACUAAUACCAAUUUCAUCGAUUGGGAUGCAAACGAGAGCCAGCAGCAGCGACAACAGCAGCAGCAGCAACAGCAGCAACAGGCUUCAUCAAGCGUUAGUUUGGACACACAGUCGACAACGUCGCCCACAGAAGAAGGGCCAAUGAGUAGUGAUUUGGCGGGAUUUGACUUCAACCUACCAGGCGAUUUCAACGGGUUUGACUUUCACCCUUAUUCAACGCCAAAUGUCUCGGCUUUCUCAGACAACCUGGGAAACCUACAACCUAUCCAGCCUUCGCCAACUUUCCCUCCCAAUGGAUCGCCACAGAAUGCCUACGGGGCUUCAAUGCCGCAGACGGGAGACAAGCGAAAAUCUGCUGAUCCUGCCGUUCCACCUCGCCGGCAGUUGUCCUUCGAGGAGCAGUCCCGGUUAGCUGCGGAAGAGGACAAGCGGAGGCGGAAUACGGCCGCCAGCGCAAGAUUCCGCAUUAAGAAGAAAGCUCGCGAGCAAGCUCUCGAGAAGCGCGAGAAGGAGUUAAGUGACAAGGUCGGGACCCUGGAGGGCCGAAUUCAAACUCUAGAGACCGAGAACAAAUGGUUAAGAGAGCUUGUCAUGGAAAAGACGGGCGGGAACGAAACGCUAAUAUCCACAUUAUUGGAAAAGCAUAUUGAGAAGAAGCCAGCUGGCAAAGAGUCGGAGAGUAAUGCUAAGACGGAAGCCGAGAAGGCCUCAUAGUAAACUCAGCAUGAUGAUACCAUUGAAACAUUUAAUGAUGGCGUUACGGGGAAAUCAUAUCGGUUGUGCACCGUUAGGCGGCGGCGGCUUUGGGGAUAUAUCACGUCUGGUUUUGAAGCAUGAUUCGAGGGUAAUCGCCUUACUCUUAACUCCAAUACAUGAACAUACCUAGGUUUUACCUAGCAAAUCGCCAUUUUCGUGAUAUCAAUCUUGUAGAUGGCUUAUAAAUAUCCUUCCGUGGUUUUGACACG